CUCUCUCUCCUUUCUUCUUUCUCAUCGCGAUUAAUUCUCUCGGGUCGAACUAGCAAAUUUUCAAUUUGUAAGAUGUCGUGGCUUCGAUCGGCAGUGUACAAAGCGGUGGAAGUCGGUGGCAACAACCACCUCAGCCGCGCAGUACGCAGCUAUGCUGACACCGUCGUCAAUCAAGCUGGCCAAGCCGUUGUUGGAGGCGCGAGGCUCUUUCAAGAUCGCAUUGGAGCUCGGAAUUUUCAAAGCUAUAGGCUUGCAGUAAAACGAUUAGAAGAAGUGUCUGUUUCAUGUAGGGGGACAGAAAGAGUUCAGUUACUGAGAAGAUGGUUAGUUGCCUUGAAAGAGAUAGACAGACUUAAUGAAGCUGUCAACUCUGAACAUCUUGACAAGUUUAGUGAAAUGGAGGAUUCUCCUUCAAGGCCAACUGUGGUUAUGUAUUAUGAUCCUGAUCUUGGUGGAGAACCAAUGAAUUUCCGUGAUGUGUUCCUUCAUAGUCAAGCUCUUGAGGGCAUUACGUUAUCUUUGAUUCUUGAAGAACCCAACCAAGAGGAACUUUCUUUGCUUCUGGAGAUAUUUCGGCUCUGUCUCAUGGGUGGAAAAGAAGCUCAUGAUGUUGCUGUGAGCAGCGUACAAGAGUUGGCGAAAGCCUUCUCAACAUACAAUGAGGAAGUACUGGCAAAACGGGAAGAACUCUUGCAAUAUGCACAAGAUGCUAUAGCUGGACUGAAAGUAAAUGCUGAGAUAGUAAGAAUAGAUUCUGAAGUCUCAAAUAUACAAAAGAAACUCAAGGACAUGAAAAACCUGGUGCCCCUUAAUGAAGUUGGCAAGAUAUCAUCUGAAAGUGCAUCAUGCAUAUCAAUAGAGAAUCUAAAGGAAGCACUUACACAUAUUAGACUUUGUUCCCGAUUGGAGGAGCUUCUACAUUUGAAGAAACUCAUAAAGAAUGGGGAUUCUCCAGCAGCCCAUAAUCACAAGGUUGAUAAACUAAAAAUAUUAUCAGAAUCUCUUGCAAGCUCUGCCUCAAAAGCGGAAAAGCGCAUGACAGACAAUAGGAUACAGAAAGAAGAAGCUCUUAAAUUUCGUGUAACCAAAGCCAGUGAAGUCAGCCUACUUGAAAAGGAAUUGACUAUUGAAAUCAAAGCUCUUGAACGGAGAAAAGAUGAGCUUGAAGAAGAGCUGAAAAAGGUUACCACUGCCUUGACUUCUUCACGUGCUCGCCUUCACAAUGCCAGGGAAGAAAGAGAUCAGUUUGAUGAAGCUAGUAAUCAGAUAAUUCAACACUUCAAGGUGAAGGAUGAUGAGCUGUCAAAAUCUAUCGCUUCAUAUAGAGCAGAAGGAACAGUUUGCAACACAUUUGUUCAUUUUCUUGAAAACACCUGGGUCUUCCAGUCAUCAUGUGCUAAACAAAAGGACAAGCGGGUCAACGAUGAGUUGGAGAGACAUCGGGAGUACGUCGUGACACUGGCUACAAGUCUUUUAGCUGCAUACAAGGAUGAGUUGGAGCCUGCUCUUUCUUCCAUUCGGAAGCUUGUGGAGAAUUUGAAAAGGUCGGAUGGGACAUCGGCCACAGAGGAAAAUGAUGAUGCAGUUAAUUCAAGGACAGCUCUUGAAGAACAGUACCAGGCUACAGCAAACAAGGUCGUAACCACAUUGGGCGUAGUUGAAAGCAUUAAGAACCAGUUUUCUACUCAACAAGUUGAGGACUCAAGGAAAAGUGAUGGAAAAGUCAAGGAAUUAUUAGACACACUUGAAAGUAUCAAAGCUGAAUUUGAAUCCAUUGAGAAACCAACUUUGGAAUCUGUGGCCCCAAUUAUGAGAGAAGGGACACCAUCAACGGCAAGGACCUCAGAACUCCCCCCUCUCUCUCCUAGAAAGCAUCAGAAUCCGACACUUGAACUUGAUCUUGCGUCAACCUCCAGAAAUGAGGGAUCAAGAGGAAUCUCAUUGGGUUUUAAUCCGAUAAUAACUCUGCCUUUGGUUCGAAGUAUGAGCACCAAAGUACCAGGGACAGCACAGUUGGAACCUCUAGAAGUCCUUGGACUUGAUGGCAAGAAGUCUUCAGAUGCAGAGGCACAAUUGUCCAAGUUAAAAAUGGAGUUGGAACUUGAGAACCAUAGCAGAGGCAAUUCCAUGGAGGGGAUUAUUGACUGGGAAUUUGAUGAGGUGAUUGACAAAGAACCAAGAAAGAGAGUAUAAAAAAUCAAGAAAUCUGCUCAUUUGAGGCCAAUGAGUUAAGAAGCUUCAGCAUUCCAUAAUCGCCUAUACUGUUUAUAAUUCCUACAUUCCAAAGGCCCUGUUUCUGUAUCCCUCGAAAAAGGGUGUAUGAAACUUUUACUAGAUUAUGAUAGUUCGAAGAUGAUUUCUUGGAUCACAAUGGUCCACUGUUGUCAACUACAAAUCUUACAAUUCAAACUCUUUGGACUGUGGUUGCCCUAGAGUUGUGUAAGAUAAAUUAGACAUGUGGAAGAGCCAAUCUUAUAGGAUAUUUGUAAUUGUUGCCUUUCGAGAGAGUUUUCUUGUUUCUUCUUCCUUGUUGUUUGACAAUCACCAAUUGUAAAGCGUGAAAUUAUUAUCAUAAAAUGAGUUUACCAUACCUAGAA
This is a messenger RNA of Sesamum indicum (sesame), 2597 nucleotides long. RefSeq lists its product as uncharacterized. The record is from RefSeq and is a predicted model, not a curated record. Lineage: Eukaryota; Viridiplantae; Streptophyta; Magnoliopsida; Lamiales; Pedaliaceae.